Messenger RNA from Vicia villosa (hairy vetch), 1070 nucleotides. RefSeq names its product PLASMODESMATA CALLOSE-BINDING PROTEIN 3-like. The transcript is spliced from 3 exons. The record is from RefSeq and is a predicted model, not a curated record. The coding region runs from base 197 to 793 and encodes 198 amino acids. NCBI's taxonomy places the organism in Eukaryota, Viridiplantae, Streptophyta, Magnoliopsida, Fabales, Fabaceae.
GAAAAAGAAAAAGAGAAACAAAAAAAGAAAGUAAAAGCUGCUUCUAUUCUCAUUUCAUUCCCAUUCCCACACCACCCUGACUAUAUAACAUUUUUUCUUUUCCUCUCAACACUUCUCUUCUUCUCACUUUCUCUCACUCUCUCUCUUCCUUUACCAAAGCAAAACAAAUCCCUAAUAUAACAACAAACAUUCUCCAAUGGCAUCAUCAUCAUCAAAGCCAGUUUCUCUGCUAUUAUCAUUGUUAACCAUUGUUGUAAUGCUAACAAUGAAUGUGAAGGGUCAAGGAGUUAGUAGUACUAGUAGUAGUGCAAGUUGGUGUGUGGUGAGAAGUGAUGCAAGCUACAAUGUACUACAAACAGCAUUGGAUUAUGCAUGUGGAGCAGGUGCUGAUUGUCUCUCUCUUCAACCAGAUGGACUGUGUUUUCUUCCUAACACCAUUCAAGCUCAUGCUUCUUAUGCAUUCAAUAGUUACUAUCAGAAAAGAGCCAGAGCUCCUGGUUCUUGUGACUUUUCUGGAACCGCCACCAUUGCUCAAACAGAUCCAAGUUAUGGAUCUUGUGUGUACCCUUCUUCAACAAGUGGUGCUGGAGGAUCAAACACACCAACCUCAUCAACUUCAAUAACAAACUCAAACAUGUCAUCACCUACAUUUCCAUCACCAACCUUUGGUGGCUUAUCUCCCGAAAUGAACGCUCCAUUCAUUGACAAUUCCAAAGCACCUUCAAAGGAACAACAUGUCACAUGGUUUUUACUUUUCUUUUUCUCACUUCUCAUUCUCUCCAUUAUCUCUUAGCAUGUGCAUGAUCUUGAGGAGGCUAAUUACAAUUUUGUCACAAAGUGAAAGGGAUCUCCUUUUGUUGUUUAUAACAUUGCUUAAUGCAAAUAAGGUUAUGAACAAGUUAAACAUGGAUGGAUAUAUGGCUAUCUAGGGAAAUGCACAUCUAGGAGGGUUGUAGCAAUGGCCUUUAAUGAUCAUGAUUAGAAUCUUGAUUUUUAGGGUUCACAUUUAAUUCAAUAGCUCAAUUUAUAUGUAAAACAGCUUAUAAAUAAUUUUAUUUAAUUUAGUUUCA